Lates calcarifer (barramundi perch) is the source of this 3571-nucleotide messenger RNA. RefSeq names its product kelch repeat and BTB (POZ) domain containing 3 (gene kbtbd3). Lineage: Eukaryota; Metazoa; Chordata; Actinopteri; Centropomidae. The transcript is spliced from 10 exons. Gene Ontology annotation, molecular function: protein binding. The record is from RefSeq and is a predicted model, not a curated record. The coding region runs from base 386 to 2281 and encodes 631 amino acids.
CAGUUCCCAGCGGCCAUUGCGCCCACUUCUACCGCAAACAAAGAAUUUCAAACCAGUAUACAACUCGAGGGGCCUUCCUAACGAGAAAACUAGCUUAAUAUUAUUUACAAAAUAGCGCAGUUUAAUAAAAGAUCUAUGUUAGCGACAAGCAUAACCGCAAAAACUAAAAACUAAGUCGUACUUAGUUUUUAAUCCUCGCGUGAUUUCAGGCUUCCGGAAGUUGGAAUGGCAUGAGAAAGAGAGCUGUCCGAGGUGCUGACACUGUGAGUGGCGCUUGUCCUGCUUCAGAUCAUUUAUGGUACUGGUAGACUAUAUUUCACCUGUGUAGCUAUAUUUAUAUAUGCCUGACUUUCAACAGCGAUUCAUUACCUGAGAAUUUUGGAAGAUGGAUGAAAAUCAAGAGUCAUCCUCAUGUAUCACCAACGCCCACAACUCCAGCAGCAGCCCUCCCAGUAGCCAGCCUGGCACUGCUCCACAAUGCAACGGGGUCCCAGAGCACCGGACCCUGCUGCGGGUGUCUGAGUCCCACGGACUGCAGCUCUUGGGCGUGCUCAGAUCGUUGAGGGAGCGAGGCUUGCUGUUUGAUUUCACCAUUAAGGUCCAGGAACGCAGUUUUCCCUGCCAUCGUUGUGUUCUUGCAGCAUGCAGUGAUUUCUUCAGAGCUAUGUUCGAGGUGGAUAUGCGAGAGCGUGGUGAUGGUUCGGUGACUCUUGGAAACCAGUGUCCGGCGGCGGUGGUUUCUUUCCUGGACUUUGCCUACUCUGGGGAGGCACUCAUCACUGAAAGCAAUGUAGACAUGCUGUUUCAGCUUGCCUCCUUUCUGCAGGUAUCAGUCCUGUCCAAGGCCUGCAGUGACUUCCUGAUAGGAACAAUGGAUCUUUCUAACUGUCUGUCCCUCUUGUCCGUCGCUGAGGCCUACGGCUCAGCCUCCCUCCUCCAAAGUGCCAAUGAUUUUGUGGUUCAGAACUUUGCUGACCUUUCCAAAACCCAGGAUUUCCUGGAUAUGCAGUUAGAUGUGUUGGAGGCAUGCCUAAGGUCAGACGCUUUAAACGUGCCCAGCGAGGAGGCAGUGGUGAAGUCACUUCUUCGGUGGAUACAGUAUGAUCUCCCGGGACGACAGAAGUUGUUGCCAGGAUUGUUAUCUCUAACCAGACUGCACCAUCUACCUGCACCUGUGCUAAAGACUCUGCCUGAUUCAGACUCUCUUCUCUGUGAUGACGAGUCCUGUCUCGCCCUGCUGUCAGAGGCCCAGAGCAGACAGACCCAAUACAGCGGCCUGCUUGCUGACGCAAGGCCAGCCACUGCGCAGAGCUACAUCUACAUCCACAAGACAGAGGAGAACGGAGAGAUCCGCCACACCUUCUGCUACUGUCUGGAAACAGACCAGUGGAAAGAGCUGUCAGCGGGGCCAGAGGAUGGGACACCCACGUUGCCAGACUCACCGGGAUCAUAUCUGACCAGCUAUGCAGAGAAGAUGUUUGUCACAGGUGGGUGCCGUGGAAACUGUUGCCGGGCGAUACGUCUACAUGUGGCGGAGCCAUUCCAUGAUGCCACCGAUGAGGUUUGGUGCUUCUGUCCUGUGUCCCUAACCUGUACACCUGCCCCUGCCAUGCUAAAGCCCCGCACCAUGCACAUAGCGGUGACCUGCCUGGACCGAGUGUAUGUCAUUGGGGGACGGACCAAGGGAACCAGAGGAGGAGCUCCUAAUCUGUUGGAGGUGGAAUAUUAUAACCCACUGACCCAGACCUGGUGCUCAGUCAGCCCGCUGCCCACCGCCAUCUUCUACCCUGAGGCCAGCGCUUGUGGCAGUGUUAUCUACACCCUUGGGUCAGAGGUGGAAAUCACAGACUCCUUCAACCCCUCACUGGACUGUUUCUUCCGCUAUGAUGCCCAGCAGGACCAGUGGAGCCGCCUGGUGGCAGAGUUCGGCCAGUUCUUCCACGCUACGCUGGUCAAAGCGGUGUCAAUUCAUAAUACGCUGCACCUCUGCGACCUGUCCACUUAUAAGGUGUACAGUUUCUGUCCAGAGACCUGUGUGUGGAAGGGUGAGGGGUCAUUUGAGUGUGCUGGGUUCAAUGCUGGAGCAGUUGGUAUGAGAGACAGAAUCUACAUCCUGGGUGGAGAUUAUUCCCCUGACGAGAUCACUGAUGAAGUUCAGGUGUACUACAGUGGUAGGAGUCGAUGGGAGGAAGUGGCGCCCAUGCCCAGAGCGCUAACUGAGUUCCACUGCCAACUCAUCAGCUUCAACAGAUAUAGGGACCCGUGGGGCGGUGCAGCAUGAUAUACCGCAGACACACAACCAGGCACGACCGCACACCAAACAUGCGAGCGGAUGUAUGUGUGUGUCGCGUGACGUAAGCAACCACCUACGAUGAGUGUCCCUUGCCUUUCAAACCCGUACGCAUGAUGGACAGCUAACAUCUCAAGAGAGAAUGACAAUCAAAAGUUUGUCUUCAACUAACAUUACAUCGUCUCUUACAGAUCGUCGUAACACGAGAGCACCUGAGCCAGAUUAUUUUUUUAUUUUUUUAUUUAAAGAUUUGAUCCUUAAAAUUAUAUGUAUGUAUGUGUGAAACACCUGCUGUCAUUGGCUCUUUGUUGUGUCAAUCUAAAUAUGGUCCCUCCCAUGGAGGAACCCUAUUGAGCUGAAGACUAUUUUACAAAUCCUAUUUUACUAUCUUAAUAUUUUUUUUGUCUAAUAUGUUUCAAAUGGAGAAUCCACUCAUAGAAGAACCCACAGCAUCUAUAAAUUACCAGCUCUCUUACAGCUAGACUAGAGAAAAGACUAUAUUAUGUAAUUAUUAUAUGAUGCAUUUCAGGCUCCAUAUACUGUACAUAUCCUAAACAAAGAAUUCAGCUUACUAGACUUUUCCUGAAUUUUGUGAUUUUAAUGCCUGGAAGGAUUAAAUUAUUUUGCUCUGGCAACAGUACACAAAGUCAUGAAGGGAUCUAAAGGCACUUUGCCAUUUAAGGAAGAUUCAUGAGGUGAAUGUAUAGUGGAGUAUUUGAAAGCCCUUUCAGCUAAAUGUGUUUAAUUUGAUGGUAAUGGUUAGAAAAGACACAUUAUUUAGUGGUCAUGUAUGCUGGCUUUUCCAUAUUAUUUUCCUGAUGUUCCUCACUUAAUUAUUUUUUUCUAACUGAUAGAGAGCUGCUCAUGUAUAUUACACUAUUUGAAAUUAGUUUUAAUUAAAAUAGUUUCAUAAUGCUAUAAUACACAAUACUGUGUAAAUUAUCUGGGUGGAUUUUCAAUUUAAAAAUUCGCCUUUGUUCUGUUUCAUACUGUCAUGUAUCCAUGCAUGCCCUAUUUCUCCUCUCUUCUUCAGAUCUUCUUCAGUGAAUGCUUGUUUGAUGCAAAUGUGCAGCUUUAUCCGUACCUGUCUAUCAUAGAAACACUCUGUAGCUUCGACGAAUGCAAUAACCCAAAGUUUCAAGAACCACACGGAGAAAAUAAUGGGCUUCAUGGUGUAAAUCAUGAAUGCACAAUAGGUUUGUGUUGUGAAAAAGAAAAAGAAUCCAACAAAUGACAGACUGCUUCAUGGCAAGAAGUGAACAUAAACAUAAUGCUUCAUUA